Triticum urartu is the source of this 1456-nucleotide messenger RNA. Its product is annotated as B3 domain-containing protein Os11g0156000. NCBI's taxonomy places the organism in Eukaryota, Viridiplantae, Streptophyta, Magnoliopsida, Poales, Poaceae. The record is from RefSeq and is a predicted model, not a curated record. Gene Ontology annotation, molecular function: DNA-binding transcription factor activity; DNA binding.
AUAAAUGCCUAGCUAUGACAUAUGCAUGGUUCUCUACACAACACACACCACCAUCCUAUUCCUGCCUCUCCUUUUCUCUUCUCUUCUCUCCACUGCCCAAGUUUUGCCAUAGACAAGAAAGAACCUCUAGGUAGCUUUCCUCCAGAGCAGCAAUGGCCAUGCACCAUCUCUCCCAGGGGCACCCGCAGGCCUGGCCAUGGGGGGUAGCCAUGUACACCAACCUACACUACCACCACCAGUACGAGAGGGAGCACCUGUUCGAGAAAACCUUGACGCCCAGCGAUGUAGGCAAGCUCAACAGGCUGGUGAUCCCCAAGCAGCACGCGGAGAGGUACUUCCCCCUCAACGGCGGCGACUCCCCCGGCGACAAGGACCUGCUCCUGUCUUUCGAGGAUGAGGCCAGCAAGCCGUGGCGGUUCCGGUACUCGUACUGGACGAGCAGCCAGAGCUACGUGCUCACCAAGGGCUGGAGCAGGUACGUCAAGGAGAAGCAGCUUGACGCCGGAGACAUCGUGCACUUCGAGAGGGUGCGCGGCCUUGGCACAGGCGACCGUCUCUUCAUCUGCUGCAGGCGCCGUGGCGAGAGCGCGCCGCCACCACCACUCCGCGUAUCUCCGCCUGCUCUGAACGCCGGGGAGCAGCAGCCUUGGAGCCCGAUGUGCUAUAGCACGUCAGGAUCAUACCCUACCAGCCCUGCCAACUCCCACGCCUAUCGCCGCUCCGUGGAGCAAGAUCACAGCGACAUGCUGCAUGCAGGUGACUCGCCGAGAGAGGCAAAUGCCAAGAGCAGUACGGCAUCGGGGCCGCCGUCGAGACGUCUCCGGCUGUUCGGAGUCAACCUCGACUGCGGUCCGGAGCCAGAGGCAGAGGCAGCAACGCCAAUGUACGACUACACCCACCAGAACCCCUACGCUGCAGUGGUCACGGUGCCAGCUUACUGGGCCAGUUCAUAAGAUGGUGAGGUCUGAAGCCAUGCUCGAGUAUCCUGACAACCAGCAGUGAAACUAGUUACUACUCCCACCAGACAGCCUACUAGGCUACUCUGGACCGAGUGACAGGCUUGAAUUGACCCUUGGAAGGAAAAGGAAGAGGAAGUGGAAGAUCCCUUGUUUCCCGGGCAAUCUUCCUUCCAUCCACAGAGUGCCCUUUUUUUCUAUGUUUUCUUUCUUCUGGUCUUCCAGAGACCCUACUCGAUCGCAUCGCAGUACGGGGCCCUUGGCAGGUGGCAGGUUUCAGGAAACAUCAGGUUGAAAAGGAGAGGGAGUAAGAGAGAUAGAAGGAUGGUGACACACAUGAAAAACAAAAGGACAUGCUUAGCAAGCAUGUGUGUAUGUAUGUGUCAUCUGUAUGUACUGGGUCCAAGAACAAACUAUGAAGUUGAUGUAUCCUCUCCAGCCUCCUCAAGAAACAAAGUCAUAUCCCCCAUGGGCCAUGGGCAUGGAGAUUUUGUUCUCUC